AUGGUGCAGCGCCUGACGUACCGUAAGCACAUCCGCUACAACACCAAGGGCAACAAGCAGAGGAAGGUGAAGACGCCGGGUGGCAGGUUGGUCUUCCAGCAGCUGAAGAAGAAAGCGUCCCCGCCUAAGUGCGGCGACUGCGGCAAGCAAUUUUGGCUCCAUAUUGUGACGGGCCGAUCUCCUCAGCCUCUGGCGGCGCCCCCGCGGAUGAGCACGCGCGUUUCCUACGAGGACGCCGAGAAGUUCCUCAGGAGAUGCCGCGCCCGCCCCGAGCGGAUGCGCGUCCUCUGCAGCACCAAGGCCUCGCGGGAGGGCGGCGACGAGAUGGCUGUCGACGUGGAGGUGUCGCCGGGGGGCCCCGUGGUGCAGGUCCGCGAGAUCAGCAUGGCGAGGGGCUGGACGGGCUGCCGGUUCUCCCCCUCGGCGCUGUGGCUGGCGCUCGCCCUGGCCCGCCGGUUCGGCGGCGGCCCGCGCGGCCCGCCGGAGGAGGGCGCGCGGCGCCAGAGGUCCCUCGAGCUCGGGUGCGGCGUGGCACUGGCCGGGCUCACCGCCCACGCGCUCGGCUUUGACACCACCCUCACGGACAUCCUCGACGGGCAUCUGGAGAGCCUCUCCAGUCGGCUGCGCGCAUGA
This is a messenger RNA of Prorocentrum cordatum, 633 nucleotides long. NCBI's taxonomy places the organism in Eukaryota, Dinophyceae, Prorocentrales, Prorocentraceae. The record is from the annotation of a GenBank genome assembly.